AUGUCUAAGACUACCGUUUUUCUUUCGGGUGCUACUGGUUACAUCGCACAACAAAUAAUUGUUGAGCUUCUUUCCAAGGGCUAUAAUGUGGUUGGUUCAGUAAGAUCUCAAGAAAAAGGAGAGAAGUUGAAGUCUUACUACGGUGAACACUUUCAAUAUGUUGUUGUACCUAAUUUAGAACAAAAGGGUGUUUUCGAUGAAGCCUUGAAGAAGCAUCCUGAAGUGACUGUAUUCAUUCACACUGCAUCUCCAGCAACAUUCUCUCCCGAAGACAACGAGAGGGAUACCUUGAUUCCUGCUAUCGACGGCACUGUUAAUGCCUUGCAGGGCAUUGUGGACCAUGCUCCUCAGAUUAAGAGGGUUGUUUUGACAGGCUCUACUGUCUCUACUGUUGAUAUUGCUGAUUUCACAGAUCCUACCUUUUUUAUGAACGAAGACUCGUGGGCCAAAGUCACUUAUGAAGAUGGAAAGACCAAGGAUGGUCUUACCGCUUACUGGGCUUCCAAGAAGUACGCAGAAAAGGCAGCCUGGGAGUUUGUAGAAUCCAAGAAACCAAACUUCACUAUUUCUACAAUCCUUCCUGCUUAUGUGUUUGGUCCUCAAGCACAAGAUGCUGAAGCUAAGGGUCAGUUGAACUUGACUGCCGAAAUCGUUGGAGGUUUUUACCGUUUAUCCAAGGACGAUAAGGUUCCUGAAGUAGCCGGUCCUUUCGUUGACGUCAGAGAUGUAGCCAAGGCUCAUGUCAUUGCUUUCGAGAAGGAUGAAGCACAGGGACAAAGAAUCAUCACAUCCAAUGGUAGAUUCAGUUCACAGUUGAUCUUGAACAUCAUAAGAGAAAAGUUCCCUGAACUCAGAGAGAAGUUGCCAGUUGGAGUUCCUGCCAAUGGCAAAGUUCCUGAGUCUGAUCUGUGGGAUGACAGUAAGUCUAAGAAAUUGUUGGGUUUCAAAUUCUCUGAUAUUGAAAAGGUAGUUGUCGAUACUAUCGAGCAAGUGAUCAGAGCCAACGAAUAA
This is a messenger RNA of Scheffersomyces stipitis CBS 6054, 1011 nucleotides long. RefSeq names its product SDR family oxidoreductase (gene GRP2.2). The coding region runs from base 1 to 1011 and encodes 336 amino acids. Lineage: Eukaryota; Fungi; Ascomycota; Pichiomycetes; Serinales; Debaryomycetaceae. The record is from RefSeq and is a predicted model, not a curated record. The transcript has a single exon. Gene Ontology annotation, molecular function: oxidoreductase activity, acting on the CH-OH group of donors, NAD or NADP as acceptor.